Molecule: messenger RNA, 615 nt
Organism: Ipomoea nil (Japanese morning glory)
Lineage: Eukaryota; Viridiplantae; Streptophyta; Magnoliopsida; Solanales; Convolvulaceae
Product: pectin acetylesterase 7-like
Exons: 2
Coding region: 1-615 (204 amino acids)
Molecular function (GO): hydrolase activity
Source: RefSeq, a predicted model, not a curated record
AUGCCGGCCACCGAGAACUUAACAGGCAUGUUAAGUGGUGACCCCAAAAUAAGUGCUAUCUACAACUGGAAUCGAGUUUUCAUUCGAUUUUGUGAUGGAGGAUCAUUCGUCGGAGGUGCUGAACAACCAAAUCAUGUUACUAAACAUUACUACAGGGGUGCCAGGAUUUUCAAUGCACUUGUGAAGGAUUUGUGGGCAAGAGGAAUGAAAAAUGCUCAAAACGUACUUCUUUCCGGCGGCUCAAUAGGAGGGUUGCGUUCAAUCAUACACUGUGAUCGCUUUCGAGCUCAAUUUUCUAAGAAUGUUAAAGUGAAAUGUCAUGUUGAUGGUGCUCUCUUCAUUCGUCUGAAAAAUCCCCAGCAAGCAAAAUUCUUUGCUAUUGUUUUUCGGAGUGUAUUUGACCUUCAUAAACAUAACAAGGCAUUUCCUGCUGAGUUCACUUCAAAACGGAGUCUAUUUGAGUGUUUCUUCCCAAAAUCUUUGAGCUUGAAGAAACCCAUGUUCGUCGAUGAGAAAUUCGAGACAUUGGAGAGGGCACUUAUGGAUUGGUUUUUCGACAAACGUUCAGUGAACAAGAUAGACCCAACAGAGAUGCUAGUAUAUGUGCAACGCUAA